AAAGGGCAGACAAAAGGGGGAGGAGGAUGAAAGCACCGGUAUCAUUUGAUAUCAAAUGUCGCUUCCUUAAAGAAUAAGCUUUAAUAAAAUGGCGAGGAGGGAGAGCGGCCGAGAAGGCGGCGCCGAAGGGCCGGCAGGAGACCCUAACCCUAGACCUCGUAGGCCAGCUGGCACCCCGUGGGUGGAGGUCCACCUCUUCCGGCGAGGAAGAGGGCCGAUCGAUAUCUUCCGGUCGAGCCUCGGAGGGCGGGAUCAGGACCGCCUCGAGGUCCGAUCGAUCCUCGCCAGGUACAGGCUCAAAUCGGUCUUCGCCUUCAAGCCCCCCUCGGAGAGGGGUUUCCCGAUCCGUUUCAGCCCAGAUGGGACAUCUCUCCACCCCUACCGAGACGGAACCGUAGUCUUCAUCGACGGAGAGCCAAAAGACUCGUUAUUAAAACCCGUUAUCAAGAUCCUGAUUGGUAUAGCUGUUCCAACCCUUCUGAUUGUCAUCUUGAUAAAAGAACUCCCGGAGACGGCCAAAGCAUCAAGGUUGGCGACCGGACUCUUCCCGCCUUGGCUUCUUGCUUGUAUGCUUGUUCUUUUCACUCGCCUGAGGAAGAGACCAAGGACGUCCUGAAGAAAAAUAUGUUGCACUAGCUUAUGAUGUUAUUUUUCUUGUAAUUAGCGAUCUAAUCUAUGCUGUGUCAGUUACACUACUCUCAUAUCAUUCUUGUGCGAAAUUAUUAUUGGUAUAUGAUACCGUUUACAGAUACUAUCAAAGGUAAACAACGCUGUGAUAUUCUUGUAAAAA
Molecule: messenger RNA, 790 nt
Organism: Elaeis guineensis (African oil palm)
Lineage: Eukaryota; Viridiplantae; Streptophyta; Magnoliopsida; Arecales; Arecaceae
Source: RefSeq, a predicted model, not a curated record